Molecule: messenger RNA, 1260 nt
Organism: Echinostoma caproni
Lineage: Eukaryota; Metazoa; Platyhelminthes; Trematoda; Plagiorchiida; Echinostomatidae
Source: the annotation of a GenBank genome assembly
GCAAAUCCUUGUUUGGGUUACACGUGUCGCUGGGCCGGUGAACGAUGUCAAGUGGAUGAAACCGGACAGCCCAAAUGCGUCUGUCCCCAACCCUGUCCCAAUGUGGUCUCUCCUGUGUGUGGAAGCGACCACGUGACCUAUGACAGUCACUGUCAUCUUGAACGUACGGCCUGUAUGAAAAUGCGGGACAUUUUCAUUUUGUAUGGAGGUCAAUGCAGUGAAGAGCCGCACUGUGAAGCACUUGGACUUCAGUGUCAGGGUUACGAAAUCUGUUCCCGAGUACCUGCACCCCACGUCUAUGAUCCGCUAUCCAGAUACGCCAAUCCGUGGAAAAGCAUCACUUCCACCACACAACAAGCACAACUCGUGGCCCGUUGUUUGUGUCCCACCUGUCCGGAACGAGGGAUUGGAGAUCAGGUGUGCGGAACCGACGGUCAGACGUAUCGAAGUGAAUGCCAUUUGCGGGCCAGUGCUUGCCAACGUCAGUUGCAUCAGCUGAAAGUGCGAGCUCGUGGUCCAUGUGACGCGUGUAAAACCAAGGAUUGCUCGUAUCACGCCAAAUGUCGGUUGAAUCCGCUAGGGGAACCGGAAUGUAUUUGUCCCACUGACUGCUUAUACGUACGAAAACCCGUUUGUGGUACUGACGGGAAAAUGUACGAGAACGAAUGUUUCCUCAAAGUGGCGGCCUGUGCAGAACAACGAGAAAUUCAUGUGGCUCAAGAAGGUCCCUGUGCCACAUGUCCAUUCGGCUGCCCGCUCGGUUAUCAGUGUCUGAAAGGCGAAUGCGUGUGUCGUGAUGCGUGCCCAAAACCGACCGCUUUGGAAGCGGAUGUUUGUGGCAGUGAUGGCCAAAUCUAUCCGAGUGAGUGCGAACUGAAGCGACAAGCUUGCCUGAAACAGACCAAUGUGCGAGUGGAUCCGUCCGGGGCAAAAUGUCGCGAGUUGGCAAACCUCAUUCAUAACGGUUCAGUACCGGGUCGUGCUGAUGUCGCGGACAGUGCGGGAACCCACCUGACUCAACCGCAAGCAGCCUGCUCCUGUCAUCCAGAUGGUUCUUUGAGUACAACUUGUGAUGCUAUGACCGGUCAGUGUCAUUGUCGUCCGGGCAUUUUUGGUCGCCAAUGCUCAAUUUGUCCGGAAGGUGGUCGACUGACCAAGACAGGGUGCAUAAACAGUGCGGGAGCACAAUCCGUGCAACUGCCACUCACAUCCACCUUUAUCCUGAAACGACCACCUCCGUGGUACAACUAUCUACCGUAA